Molecule: messenger RNA, 3248 nt
Organism: Sander lucioperca (pikeperch)
Lineage: Eukaryota; Metazoa; Chordata; Actinopteri; Perciformes; Percidae
Gene: ints4
Product: integrator complex subunit 4
Exons: 25
Coding region: 198-3122 (974 amino acids)
Biological process (GO): snRNA processing
Cellular component (GO): integrator complex
Source: RefSeq, a predicted model, not a curated record
ACUCCAGAAGAUGGCAGUAGUGCAACAUAAAGGAUGCAAGCUGCCGUUAAAACUCAAAAGAAAGAUAAUAAAAGAAGAACGAGUGUAAUUUACAAAACGCGUUUUACCAUUCUACCCGUAGCUACGGGAAGUUUGAAGGGACAAAUGUAGCUAUGCUAGCUGAAUAGGAAGGCUUGGCUAACCAUAUUUGCCUGAACAUGGCAGCACACUUGAAAAAGCGAGUUUAUGAGGAAUUUUCCAGAGUUGUACAGAUUCCCCAGGAGGAAGCUCCGGCCAAGAAGCUGCGACUGUCCAAACCCAGUAAGUCUGCGGCACUGCACAUUGACCUCUGUAAGGCCACCAACUCCACUGAUGCCCUGCAGUACCUGCUGCAUUUCGCACGCAAGCCCGUGGAGGUGGAGAGCGUAGAGGGAGUGGUCAGGAUCCUGUUGGAGCACUACUACAAGGAGACGGAUAACUCGGUAAGGCUGAAGAUUGCCUCUCUGCUGGGUCUGCUGUCCAAAACGCAGGGCUUCAGCCCCGACUGCAUCGUGGACGACGCCAUUAACACACUCAACAAUGAGAAGUCCCAUCAGGUCCUUGCCCAGCUGCUGGACACUCUGCUGGUCAUUGGUACACAACUACCUGAGAGUCCUACAGUCAGACAGAGGCUCAUAGAGAUGGCCUGCAAGCACCUGUCUGAUACGUAUUUCGGGGUGAGGAACAAGUGUCUGAAGCUCCUCGGAUGUCUCGGCAUGGCCGACACUCCCCUGACCAAAGACAACGAUGGACCGGGCGCAUCAUUAGGAGGAGUGAGGGACAUCCAGAGCAUCAUCAGCGACUUCUUUGGAGACCAGGACCCCAGAGUCCGCACUGCAGCCAUCAAAGCCAUGCUGCAGCUGCACGAGAGAAGAAUAAAGAUUCACGAGAUCAUUUAUGACCAGGCCUGCAGGUUGCUGUCAGACGAUUAUGAGCAGGUCCGCUCUGCUGCGGUGCAGAUGGUUUGGGUGCUCAGUCAGCUGUACCCAGAAAGCAUUGUGCCCAUCCCAUCGUCCAAUGAAGAGAUCCGACUUGUUGAUGACGCAUUUGGGAAGAUCAGUCACAUGGUCAGCGAUGGCUCCUGGAUGGUCCGGGUGCAGGCGGCUAAAACACUGGGUUCGAUGCUGCAGGUGAGUCAUCACUUUCUGGAGCAAACUUUGGACAAGAAGCUGAUGUCAGAUCUCAGGAGGAAGCGCACGGCCCACGAACGGGCCAAGGAGCUCUUCACUUCUGGAGAGUUCUCCUCUGGCAGGAAGUGGGCCGACGACGCCCCCAAAGAGAAACUGGACACAAACACCGUCAACCUGAUCGCCUCGGGGGCCUGCGGGGCCUUCGUUCACGGCCUGGAGGACGAGAUGUUUGAGGUCCGUAUUGCGGCGGUGGAGGCGUUGAGCCAGCUGGCUCGGUCGUCUGCCAGCUUCGCCGAAAAGUGCCUGGACUUCCUGGUCGACAUGUUCAACGACGAGAUCGAGGAAGUGAGGCUGCAGUCCAUCCACGUGCUGAGAGAAAUCUCUACCCAUAUAACACUCCGAGAGGACCAGCUGGACACGGUGCUGGCUGUGUUGGAGGACUCGUCUCGUGACAUCAGAGAAGCUCUCCAUGAAUUAAUUUGUUACACCAACGUCUCCACUAAAGAGUGUAUCCAGCUGGCUCUGCUGGAGCUGCUGAAGAACCUCAACAAAUAUCCCACCGACCGCAACUCUGUCUGGAAGUGUCUAAAGUUCCUGGGUUCCCGUCACCCAACACUGGUGUUGCCGCUGGUCCCCGAACUGCUCAGCACACACCCGUACUUCGACACACCAGAGCCUGACAUGGACGAUCCGGCCUACAUUGCGGUUCUGGUGUUGGUGUUCAACGCUGCCAAGUCGUGUCCCACCAUGCCGGCGCUGUUCUCCGACCACACCUUCAGACACUACGCCUACCUGAGGGACAGUCUGUCACACCUCGUGCCGCCCCUAAGAUUGCCAGGCAACGGUCUGGACUUGGUGGACUCGCGUUGUGGUUCUGGUUCCGUGGAGUCGGCUCAGCUCUUCCUUCAGCAGAGUCUGAACAGGGUCAGCACCAUCCAGAACCUGGAAGCACCUGGAGCCCAGGACCUGCUAAACUUCACCAUACGAGACCUGCAGCGGCUGGGGGAGCUGCAGACGGAGCUCGCUGGAGCUGCUGAUUUCUGUGCUACGUAUCUGCGCUGCCAGCUGCUGCUCAUGAAGGCUCUGCAGGAGAAGCUGUGGAACAUGGCCGUCCCUCUGUGCCUCAAACAAAACGUCACGGCCACAGCAGCCGCUCAACAGAUCUUGGAGGAAACCUACAAGCUGGAGUUUCUGUACAGCGGUUUGGAAAGCAGACAAGUAGCCACUAUACAUCAUGUUCGCCUGCAGGCCAAAGCUCUGCAGCUCAUCCUGACUGCUCGCACCAGGCAAGGGUUGGAUCCUCUCAUCAGCAGCUGCGAGAAGUUUUUGCAGGACAUUGAGUCGUUUCAGAGGCUGUUUGUGGCAGAGCUGCCCCACCUGCAGGACAGUUUUGUGGAUAAGCUUUUGGAGCUGAUGCCCCGGCUGUCGUCCUGUAAACCAGUGGAGAUGGUGAAGAUCCUGCUGGCGACCCUGAGACUGAGCGGCCUGCUGCAGCUCAGACUGCCUGAGCAGAUCCAUCGGGCGACGGCCACCAUCAUCGAGCCGACCGGCGAGUCCGACAACCCGCUGAGGUUCACGACCGGCCUGGUGGUGGCGCUAGACAUCGACGCAACGCUGGAGCACGUCCAGGACCCUCAGAACACUGUCAAAGUACAGGUUCUGUAUCCAGACGGCCAGAGUCAUGUCAUCCACCCUAAACCCUCAGACUUCAGAAAGCCUGGACCUGACAGACACAGACUCAUCACACAGGUUUACCUCUCGCACACAGCAUGGACAGAGCCGUCUCAAAUUGAGGUGCGCCUCCUGCUGGCCUACAGCUCCUCCUCAACCUCCCUCUCCUCGUCUUCGGCUUCCAAGCUGGGAUGGAGCGAUAGCAUUGACAGCCUCCCGCCACCAGAGGCCGCCGUAGAGGGAACCAUUCCGUUCAGCAAGCCUGUCAAAGUCUACAUCAUGCCCAAACCUGCCCGCCGCUAACAAAACUCAUGACAAAAAGGACACCCAGACAAGGCUUUCACUCUUCACUCAGCGGGGUCAGCCCUAUGUUCCCACAUUUCUAAGAUUUUUCUUAAAAUUAGGCCCUAUGUUCCCACAGCCCUAUGU